Molecule: messenger RNA, 1680 nt
Organism: Naegleria lovaniensis
Lineage: Eukaryota; Heterolobosea; Eutetramitea; Acrasida; Naegleriidae
Exons: 1
Coding region: 1-1680 (559 amino acids)
Biological process (GO): glutamyl-tRNA aminoacylation
Molecular function (GO): tRNA binding; glutamate-tRNA ligase activity; ATP binding
Source: RefSeq, a predicted model, not a curated record
AUGCUUAAAUUUCAAACUCAGCGUUCAUCAUUCGCGUUGACCUCCCCGAAAUUUAUCAAGAACGUCCUUUUGAAAAGAAAUAUUUCUCAUCAUUGGAAUUCAAUUAAUAUUAACACUCAACUUCAUAAUCAGGAUUUCGGAAUUAUUUGUAAUCAUGUAGAACGAGAGUUUCAUCAUCUCUCAGCGAUCCAACAUUCAUCAUCCUCAAGUAAUAGUGAAGUAGUAACCCGAUUUGCACCAAGUCCAACUGGUUUCAUGCAUUUGGGAGCUCUCCGAACAAGUCUUUUCAAUUACUUGUUUGCUAGAAAGCACGGAGGAAAAUUUCUUCUUCGUAUUGAAGACACAGACCAGAAACGAUUGGUUCCUGGAUCUAUUGAACAAAUUCAAAAUACUUUGAAAUGGGCCCAUCUCUCCUAUGAUCCUCUUGCCAUUUCUGACACAACUACUAAUACCACAAAAACUAUUGACUUUGCUAUUCAAUCUCAAAGAAAUGAAAUUUAUCAAGAACAUGUUCAAAUACUCCUCGACAAAGGCUAUGCCUACAAGUGCUAUUGUACUGAGGAACGACUUGAAGAAGUGAGAAGUAUUCGAGGUCCAAGUAAAUACGAUCGUCAUUGUCUUAAUUUAUCAGAAGAGGAACAAGAAGAAUUCUCUAAACAAGGAAAUGGUAAAUUUACCAUUCGCAUGAAAGUACCCGAUCAUAUUCAAUAUACGGUAUUUGAGGAUGAAGUUUAUGGAAAAAUUAAGAUUGAAAAUAAGACAGUAGAUGAUCAAGUUUUGAUGAAAUCGGAUGGUACUCCAACCUAUCACUUGGCCAAUGUUGUGGAUGAUCAUGUGAUGGGAGUCACGCAUGUCAUACGAGGACAAGAAUGGAUUUCGAGCACACCCAAGCAUUGUAUCUUGUACGACAUGUUUGGAUGGGAGCGACCAAAGUUUGCUCAUUUACCUUUGCUGUGUAAUGAGGAUGGAAGUAAGCUCAGUAAGAGACAAGGACAUGCUAGCGUUGAUUACUACAUGAAUUUGGGAUAUUUACCAGAGGCUUUGAUCAACUUUGUUGCGCUAUUGGGUUGGCAUCCUGGCACAAAUGAUGAAAUAUUUACAUUGGAGGAAUUAAUUGAGAAAUUUGAACUUUCUCGAAUUAAUAAGGGAAAUUGCAAAGUUGAUUUAGCAAAAUUGGAGUGGAUUAAUUCACAACACAUAAGAAUGAAUAUCGAAAAAGAUAUGGAUGGAUUUAUUGAACUUUUACGUCCACAUCUCAGUCUUUCUGGAAUACCUGUUGACGAAUAUUUGAGAAAAGUUUUAUACAUUGGACGAGAACGUAUCAAGAGGGUUCCUGAUUUUGUAGAUUUUUUCAAUUACUUUUUCUAUGAUGUCAAGUUAGAUACACCUGAAGCACAGGAAUUAUUGGAGACCAUCCAAAAGAAAGUUACAGAUCAUGCCUCCGUUGCCAGAAAAAUUCGAGAUGAAUUAGUGAAAAUUGAUAAGGCCAAUUGGAAAGAAGAUGUUAUUGCCAAAGUAAUCUCAGAUUUUAUUCAACACAACAAGGAACAAGUCAAAGCCUAUGGUAAUGUUGUGUUUAUUUUGCGAUAUUACCUUACUGGAAAGAAGAUAGGACCCAAUAUUACACAAAUCAUUGAAACACUCGAUCGACAAGUUGUUCUCUCACGUUUGGACGUGUAA